GUGAGGAAAGACUAGGUUGCCCCCAGUCUAUUUAAUCUUUCGUUCUUCUUUCUAACUUUUUACAUCAAAUGUCUCAACCUCAAUUCUCAGAAAACGAUCAACGUGAACUUGCUCAGUUCCUUGAAGCUGAACAAGCCAAGGCUCGCGUUCAACAAACUGUACAUUCUUUAACUGAUAACUGUUGGGACAAGUGUAUUUCCAAGGUGAAUAACAAAUUGGAUCGUAGUGAGGAAGCUUGUUUAUCAAACUGUGUCGAUCGCUUCCUUGACACCAGCAUGUUUAUUGUCAAGAGACUUGAAGAAUUAAGAAAUACUUCCAUGUAAAUUAACUAUACACGCGCUUAAAAGCCAGAUUACAUACUGUCUCCAAAAAAAAAAAUGUAUUAUAUCAAUAUAGUUUAUUUUCCCUCCUGUCUUAAAUUAUUUUUAAGUCAAGUAUGUUUUUUAUGUGCCUGUAAAACAAUGUAACCUUGGUUGUGACACCGUGACUGGGGAGAUCGCACUAGCUAUUAUUUACCAACCAUUCCUUUCCUUUUUUUCUUUUUUCUUUUACUCUUUCUUAAGCCCCCGCUUUUUGCAGUAUGUUGCA
Mucor mucedo is the source of this 588-nucleotide messenger RNA. RefSeq names its product Tim10/DDP family zinc finger-domain-containing protein. The record is from RefSeq and is a predicted model, not a curated record. Lineage: Eukaryota; Fungi; Mucoromycota; Mucoromycetes; Mucorales; Mucoraceae. Bases 69 to 323 code for a protein of 84 amino acids. The transcript has 3 exons.